This is a messenger RNA of Benincasa hispida (wax gourd), 1177 nucleotides long. RefSeq names its product (21S)-21-acetoxyl-apo-melianone synthase SDR-like. NCBI's taxonomy places the organism in Eukaryota, Viridiplantae, Streptophyta, Magnoliopsida, Cucurbitales, Cucurbitaceae. The record is from RefSeq and is a predicted model, not a curated record.
AUAUCUCAACGACCCGCAUCAUGAAAUCUCACCCUUCAAAAUAAAAUCAGUAAAUCCAAAGCUCUCUGUUUCUCUCUCCCUUCCACCGCUUCCUUCAUUUCUUGUUCAACAAGAAUGACUCUCAAUGGCUCUCCAACUCCUCUUAGAAGAUUGGAAGGGAAGGUGGCGAUCAUUACCGGGGGCGCAAGCGGGAUCGGAGCCAGUGCAGUGCGAAUUUUCCAUCAAAAUGGAGCGAAAGUGAUAAUUGCCGAUAUCCAAGACGAAGUCGGCCAAAAAAUCGCUGACGGACUCGGUGAAGAUGUAAGCUAUAUCCAUUGCGAUGUAUCAAAGGAAGAAGACGUCAGAAAUCUGGUAGAUGCCGCCGUGGACCGGCAUGGCAAGCUCGACAUCAUGUACAGCAACGCCGGCGUCAUCGACCGUACCCUUGGCAGCAUAUUGGACGUUACAAAAUCUGACUUGGACAAGGUGUUGGGGGUAAACGUGAUGGGGGCAUUUUGGGGGGCAAAGCAUGCAGCCAAGGUGAUGAUACCCCAAAAGAAUGGGUGCAUUCUAUUCACAAGCAGCGCAACCACCAACAUCUCUGGUAUCUCAACGCACCCAUACACAGCCUCCAAAUGUGCAAUCUUGGGGCUAGUUAGGAACCUAGCCGCCGAGCUCGGCCAACAUGGGAUCAGAGUCAACUGCGUCGCCCCCUUCGCCGUCGCCACUGGGAUUGCAGGACCCUGUGACCCAAUGCAAGAGGAGAUGGUUGAGACCAUGGUCACUAGCUGGGCCAAUCUCAAAGGUCGCGUCCUAAAGGCCGACGACAUAGCCAAGGCUGCACUCUACUUGGCUAGCGAUGAUGCCAACUAUGUCAGCGGCCUCAAUCUGAUGGUCGAUGGAGGCUUCAGUGUAAUCAAUCCUUCCAUGCUGAAAACUCUUAAGCUCAUGGACUGAAAAUGUCCACACUUAUGAGGGUUGUUUCUCUACUAUGAAUUCAAAUACUAUCUUUGUAUUUUAUUCAGUCUUUAUGUAUUUGGUGUAUGAAUGAGAUUUGAAGAAUAAUGAUUGGUUAAUAGAGAAAAAGAAAAGCGAGUUAGAGGGAAAUAAGAUAAAAUAAUUUUCAAGAAAGGGUUCAAUACUCUAGUUUAUAUGGUUUGAGCAUAAUAAUAGAAUCUUUCAAGGAUGUUUCUAAGAA